UUAGUUUAGACAGGCGGACGGUCAACUGCGAGGCCGAUACCUGCUGCAAACAGAAAGAAAAAAACUUUUGGAAGUGCUCACUGACAAGCUAUCAGUUUGUUUGUUUGUUUUUUAAAGAGGGGAAUGAGUCUCCUUUCACUCGAAAUUGUUUGUACCAUAACCGGUUUUGAGGAGGCGGCGAGGCGCGGCGGCGGAUGGGAACAUAGAGCAGCAGCAGCAGCAGCAGCGCCAAACUCACAAUGCGCCCGGAGUGAACAGAGGCAGGGAGACAAUACAGAUCCGCGGGCACGCUGAGGAGCUGCGAUCUCUCAUUUGGCCUGUCUUUUUCUCUUCAAAACCCCGUUCCAUAGUGGCAUCUCCCCAGACUGCGCCUCAUUUAUUCAUUGAUUGAGACAAAACUGACUCCGCGACGAGGGCGAGUGGUUUGAUCUCCAAACUCAGCCAUGACGUCUCCGGCGAAAUUCCGAAAGGACAAGGAGAUAGUGGCCGAAUAUGAAACUCAAGUUAAAGAGAUCCGUGCCCAGCUGGUGGAGCAGCUCAAGUGUCUGGACCAGCAGUGUGAGCUGAGGGUGCAGCUUCUGCAGGACCUGCAGGACUUCUUCAGAAAGAAAGCAGAGAUUGAGGUGGAUUACAGCCGCAACCUCGAGAAGCUGAGCGAGAGGUUCCUCACUAAGACGCGCAGUACCAAGGACCAUCUACUCAAGAAGGAGCAGAGCAUUUUAUCCCCGGUGAACUGCUGGAACCUGUUGCUGCUUCAGGUGAAGAGGGAGAGCCGCGACCACGCCACUCUGUCCGACCUCUACCUCAACAACAUCAUCCCCCGCUUUGCACAGAUCAGCGAGGACUCAGGACGCCUCUUCAAGAAGAGCAAAGAGGUCGGCGUGCAGCUGCAAGAAGACCUGAUGAAAGUUCUCAAUGAGCUUUACACGGUGAUGAAGACGUACCACAUGUACAACACGGACAGCAUCAAUGCCGAGUCCAAGCUGAAGGAGGCGGAGAAGCAGGAGGAGAAGCAGAUGGGACGCUCCGGUCGACAAGACGACCGCCAGACGCCGCGCUCCCCCGACACCUUGGCCAGCAUCAAGAGCGAUGAGAAGCCCGUCCGACGCUCCAGUGUCAAAAAAAUCGAGAAGAUGAAGGAGAAGAGGCAAGCUAAGUACACAGAGAACAAACUGAAGGCCAUCAAAGCCAGGAAUGAGUACCUGCUUGCUCUCGAAGCCACCAACAGCUGCGUCUUCAAAUAUUACAUACACGACCUCUCCGACAUCAUUGACUGCUGUGACCUAGGCUACCAUGCCAGCCUUCACCGCGCCCUGAGGACCUACCUGUCUGCGGAACAGAACGUAGAGACGUCCAAACACUCCGGCCUGGAGACGCUGGAGGGAGCCGCAGAGAGUCUGGAAGCCAACGGUGACAAACAGAAACUGAUGGAGACCUACAACAAUGUCUUCUGCCCCCCAGCUCGCUUUGACUUCCAGUCCCACAUGGGAGACACGAUGGGAGUGAUGUGUGCACAGCAGCCGGUGGAAGGCGAGCUGAUCCAGAGGUGUCAGCAGCUACAGUCCCGCCUCUCCACGCUCAAGAUCGAGAAUGAAGAGGUGAAGAAGACCAUGGAGGCCACUCUGUCCACCAUCCAAGACAUGGUGACAGUGGAGGACUACGACGUCUCCGAGUGCUUCCACCACAGCAACAGCAUGGAGUCGGUCAAGUCCACUUUCAGCGAAUCCUAUCUCAGCAAGCCCAGCCUGGCCAAACGACGGGCCAACCAGCAGGAGACGGAGCAGUUUUACUUCACGAAGCUGAAGGAGUUUCUGGAAGGCAGGAACCUGAUCACCAAGCUGGAGGCCAAGCAUGACCUCAUCGACAAGACCCUGGGAGAGAGUCAGAAGACUGACUGUUGCCUUGCCAGUGGACGGAGGAACUCGUCGGUACGGAAGCAGGACUCUGGUGAAGCCAUUCCUCUGAUGGUCGAGAGCUGCAUCCGCUUCAUCAGUCGCCAUGGUCUGCAGCAUGAGGGUAUCUUCAGAGUGUCGGGCUCUCAGGUGGAGGUCAAUGACAUCAAGAAUGCCUUUGAGAGAGGUGAGGACCCGCUGGCGGGGGACCAGAAUGACCACGACAUGGACUCCAUCGCCGGCGUCCUGAAGCUCUACUUUAGAGGACUGGACCAUGCCCUCUUCCCUAAGGAAGUCUUCCAUGACCUCAUAUCCUGUGUCUCGAUGGAGAGCCUCCAGGAGCGGGCGGUCCACAUCAAGAAAGUUCUGCAAUCUCUGCCGAGCAAAACCCUCAUCAUCAUGAGAUACCUGUUCGCCUUCCUCAACCACUUGUCUCAGUACAGCGAGGAGAACAUGAUGGACCCCUACAACCUGGCCAUCUGUUUCGGCCCCACCCUGAUGUCUGUCCCAGAAGGCCACGACCAGGUCUCUUGCCAGGCCCACGUCAAUGAGCUCAUUAAAACUAUCAUCAUCCACCAUGACACCAUCUUCCCCGGACUGCAGGACCUGCAGGGCCCCAUCUACACCAUCCCUGGAGCUGGAGAUGACUUCUGUGACAGUCCACACUGUGAGCCCCCCCUGGUGGAAGAGCCUGCGCCUGACACCGUCUCAGUCGGCCACAACAGCGAAGAUGGCUCCUUGGCUGUUUCAGACUCUGACCCGUUCGAAGCCAUUGCUCGGUUCGACUACUCCGGCCGGACCAGUCGGGAGCUGUCGUUCAAGAAGGGAGCGUCUCUGCUUCUGUUUCAGCGAGCCUCCAACGACUGGUGGGAGGGACGACAUAACGGAGUGGAUGGACUGGUGCCACACCAGUACAUUGUGGUCCAAGACACGGCUGACGGGGGCAGGGGAAGUCCAAAGCCUGAUGUGGACAGCAGGGACCUGCUGGAGGAGAGGGUGUCUACUCGAGGCAGCGCCGCCUCUCCUACUGGAGCUCAUGUGGCUGACAUCUACCUGGCCAACCUGAACAAGAUGAGGAAACGUCCGGAGUCCGGGAGCAUCCGGAGGACGUUCCGGGGCUCAGAGAGCGACAGCACCAGUCCAGGAGCCAGCGGAGGUGGAGGAGGAGGAGGUGGAGGAGGAGGAGGCGUGAGAACAGCCUCUCUUCCUGUUGGUGGGGCUCUGGUGAAAGAAACUGGAGACAAACGACCCGUCAGCGCUCACAGCAUCCUGAACUCAGUCACUCGCCACUCAUCUCUCAAGACCAAGGUGGAGAGUCCACAGUUACGUAAGACAACUACAGCAGGGCGCUCGAAGAGCUUCAGCAACCACAGACCACUGGACCCUGAGGUCAUAGCCCAGGUGGAGCACAGCUCGCAGGACAUUGAGGCUGCGAUGAGCUCUGCCCUGACUGAGCUCAGUAAGCUGGAGAGACAGAGCACCUCGAAGCACACGCACGCCCCUGACGUCGUCCUGGACACACUGGAGCAGCUGAAAGGUGUGGGUGGAGGAGGAGGAGGAGCCUCGGAGCCCUCCAGUCCGCUCCACUCACGUCUGCUGCGGGACAGCGAGGGGGGCUCCUCGCACGCCCACCCGCUCCAACGCAGCGCCUCCUCAGCCAGCGACGUGCCCUCCUCCUUCCGCCCGGCCAAGAGCCAGCCACGGAGCCCCCUGCCCUCUGCCACAUCCCCCUCUCUGUCGUCCUCCUCCCUCUCCUCAUCUGUACCUUCUUUUAGGGAGCUGCGCCCACCGGCAACAAGGCCCAAGCCGGUGGUGUUCCCAAAGAGCGGAGGAGGAAGUGGCAGUCCAGCCAUGGGUUCUCCGACAUCUACUGUGCCCCCGACACCUCCUCCUCCACCCGCAGGCCACACACACUCUCUCCCUCACACCCCUCCUCCUCCCCCUCCACCCCAGUCUAACGACAAAUCCUGCCCGGCUUAGGACCACUCAGUCUGAUCCACGAUACUGAUACAAACUCUUCGAUUCUUACAGCUCUUCUAUCAGGUGCAGGAAGCACUUCAUUUGUUUCACACGAGACCUAACCCACUACUCAUGUGUAGCAUUCACUUGGUGGUGUCCAGGCGAGUUCUUAAGACGCCAUGUUCCCUUUAGAGUGUCAAGAGUUACUUCUGCCCUCUCCUGGCAGCUCUGCGUAGUACAGGUCAGCUAUCACAGGGCGUAGUUUAGCGAACACCCUUCAAAGACACUUCUUUUCCUUUGCCACCACAGAGAUUCCAGGGAUCACUGGAUUUUAAAAUCUUGUACAAGGGAACAGGACUCAGGAUGGACACCUACAGACCUACGGCUUACAUACACUAUUUUGUGACGUUUGAAAUUGUGUUUGAGUGGGCGUGCAAGAGUGUUACUUGCCUUUACACACAGCUCUAAGUGAGGAACAAAAAGCACUGUUUGAUUUUUGUAUAGUAGACAUGACAGUUUUUUUCUUUUCUUAUUAAUGACCCAUGACUAGCGGACUGGAAGGGAGUGUUUGAUUCCUGAGAAUAGACUGUGAAAUGCUAAGCUCUCAUUCUGUGUAGAAGUGAAGCUCACUGACUUGCUGCUUCAGAAGUGGAAGAAUGCAGAUAAAGGUGGAGUUUUGGUUGAUGAUGAAAGGGGAGAGGAAACUGGGCCAAAUAUCAGUCUAAGUCAUGUGAUCAAGAGCUUUAUUUUAUCUCUUCCUCCGGUGUUUGAUAUGUUGGUGACUUUUUUUUAUUUUUAUUUUUUUUAUUGUUAUUAUUGUUCAGUACUAGUACCACAACAGGAGCAUAGCAGGAGCAGUGUUCUCCGCAACAUAACAACAGUAAUUCUACAUCUAAAUAUAGCAAUAAAAAUAAUGACAGCUGGUAGUUUGAGGCAUUAUGCUGCUUCCCUCUUGCAGCUCUGUGUAUGUAGAGGACCACUGAAACCCAGCAUUUUUAUAGGUAAUGUUGGACUGUACACACAGACACACAUUUUCUCCAAAUGUGUGUGUGGUGGUGUUUUGUGGCAGCUAAACGCCUUUCAGGUUUUCCUUGCAUGCUGGGGCCAUAGACAGCAGCCACAGUGGCGAGCUGGCUGAUCGCAUCAGUUUAUAUAUCUGCAGUACCAGCUACAAGACAACUUCAGAGUUACAGCUUGCUCCUUCAACUAUAUGCUUCAGAUGUAACAGUAAAAAGGGUUUUAUUAUUCUAAUGGUGUGUAUGUAUGUAUGUGUAAUAAUCAUGAUGAUAACUGGAAGCAUGGAGCUGAGGAUCCUCCUGAGUGUGUUUAGAUAGAAGCACAACCAACCACCUCAUCCAAUGCGUUCUUAAGCAAAGUUUGCUUUUAUUAUUAUUGUUUUUCCAGUUGUUUAUUAAUGCUCAGAAUCUGUAAUGGUAAAACGUUGAACUGUGUAGCUGUCUGGGUGUGCAUGUGUGUGCGCGCCUGUGUGAGCAUGCGUGAAUGUAGACUAUGUAUGCACCCCACCCCUGCCCCCACCUGUAAUAAAGGGAUGCGCACCCGACAGCACCUGUCUGGAGACACACGGGAAAACACUUCUCCCACGCUCUGGAGUACCGGAAGCCUUCGUGCUGAGUAAAUAUGCACUGUGUACGUGUGACCAGAACAAAAAUAAACCUGCAGGGAUACAUGAAAUGUUCUCGUCCUCAGUCGCUGCUGUAACAACUCCAGUGGCAGGCCAGCUUUACGUAGAAAUAGGAUGAGAAAGCCCAAAUCUAAGGACUUCAAACGUUUCUUUCUUUUUUUUUAUGACAUAUAUUAUUUGCUAAAAUGUACCUUUGCAAAAUUAGAUCUGUUGAUGAAUUGAGGAAUAUGAGAAUAAUUUUGCAAACACUGACUUAAAAAGUGGACACAUGCCACACAGAGUAAACUGAAUAAAGCUGUUUCUGUUCUAUUUCACCUUCUUGAAAAAGUAUUGAAGUCAUUUUACACAGGUGUCAUCAUAUUCCCCUUCUCCUCAACCCUUCUUCCAGAAAUACAGCACAUACUGCAUUCCUGUAUGCUCUCUACCAGGUAAAAGAAUUAUAAUUAAGGUUUUUUUUUAAAGUCUCUGUGUACUGUUUGUGUAUUACCUGGUGUAUUUGUGUUGCUCUUACCUCAUUGUAACAACUGGAGGGAGUGUGACAGUGUGUGUGUGUUUGUGGUGGGAGAUGAACUCGCCUUAUCAACGCGCACACACACACACACACACACACACACUCUCACACAUACAGACGUGCAUGUGGUUGGUUGGUGUGUUUUGUCCCGGCUGUGCUGUUUAGGGGAGCUGGGACCCCUCUUUGAUCUUAAAUCAAUCAUCGUGCACUUGAACAACUUGGCUUGCGUGUGGACUAACUGUGUGGGGAUGAUUUGUCUGAAUUGAAUAUUGUGAAAUAUGCAUUUUUGUGUCCAUUUGAAAACAGCAGAACUAAAAAAAAAAGACUGUAAUGUCAAAAUCUAUUUAUAGUUGUCUCUGUAUUACUGGAGAAUCCUGUGUUCAGAUGUACUUUGUAUAUACAAUGUUGUACAUUACAGAGGUACACUCUUUUUUGGUACAAUAUUGUACAGUAAUAGCAAUAGUAGUUUAAUCAAAUAGGCCUUAUAUAAUUCUAUGUGUAGUUCUUGUAGUAGAUCUGUUUUUUAAUAAACAUUGCUUGC
This is a messenger RNA of Chelmon rostratus (copperband butterflyfish), 6545 nucleotides long. It is a transcript of the gene srgap2, whose product is annotated as SLIT-ROBO Rho GTPase activating protein 2. Gene Ontology annotation, cellular component: cytoplasm. The transcript is spliced from 23 exons. Gene Ontology annotation, biological process: signal transduction; negative regulation of cell migration. The coding region runs from base 444 to 3872 and encodes 1142 amino acids. Lineage: Eukaryota; Metazoa; Chordata; Actinopteri; Chaetodontiformes; Chaetodontidae. The record is from RefSeq and is a predicted model, not a curated record. Gene Ontology annotation, molecular function: protein binding.